Messenger RNA from Lampris incognitus (smalleye Pacific opah), 2803 nucleotides. RefSeq names its product coagulation factor IXb (gene f9b). Gene Ontology annotation, biological process: proteolysis. Gene Ontology annotation, molecular function: calcium ion binding; serine-type endopeptidase activity. The record is from RefSeq and is a predicted model, not a curated record. The transcript has 8 exons. The coding region runs from base 44 to 1708 and encodes 554 amino acids. Lineage: Eukaryota; Metazoa; Chordata; Actinopteri; Lampriformes; Lampridae. Gene Ontology annotation, cellular component: extracellular region.
UGUGCAGGGAACAAGUGAAGCCAUUCUGACUGACGUGAACAAGAUGGCCAGGGUUUGUUUACUGGUCCUCGCCGCGGGUUUACUGUUGGAGACGUCGGGGCUCAGGGCUGGAGAUGCGGAGGGAAACCCAGCUUCGGUGUUUAGGUCACAGAAGUCGGCGGCCAGUGUGCUGCGCCGCCAUCGGAGGGCCAACACCGGCCUCUGGGAGGAGAUCGGAGCAAACAAAGACAACCUGGAGAGGGAGUGUAGAGAGGAGAUUUGUGACAUGGAGGAGGCCAGGGAAGUGUUUGAGGACGAUGAAAAGACGAUGGAGUUCUGGGCCACCUACGCAGAUGGGAACCAGUGUGAGUCUUCCCCCUGUCAGAACGGAGGUGUAUGCAAAGACGGAAUCAAUGCCUACGUUUGCUGGUGCCUACCGGACUUCAACGGCAGAAACUGUGAAAUAGAGGUAGCCAAGCAGUGUUUGGUCAACAACGGCGGAUGUGCCCAUUUCUGUGUGAUGCGGUCGCAGCAGCCUGUGUGCCAGUGUGCAUCUGGCUACAAGCUAGGCCCCGACAAGAGGAGCUGUGAGCCCACAGGACAAUUCCCCUGUGGUCGUGUGGUUGUAGCCGUCGUCCCAAACCUGAGAACUUUCCUCAGUGAAUUUAGCUCCAGCUCCAACAGCACCCGGCAGGUCGGGAACUAUGACUUCAACUCCACAGAAUACGAAGACUAUUACCUCUCUGAGUCAGAUUACACCACCACGAUCCUCAAGCCGGAGCCGAAGCAAGAGCCGGAGCCUUCUGCCUCUACCACGAUCUCCAACGCAGCCCCGUUGGACGCGGGGAUUAACGGCAGCAGCACGAAUCUGAGCAAUACCACGGAGGUGGCCGCAAGUGACCCCAUGGGGAAAAAUCAGAGGUCUCACUGGUCUUUCUUCCCAACCAUAGCCCCAGUCACAGCAGAAAAAAACAACAACAAGAGGAUUGUGGGAGGCUUUGCAGCUGCUCCGGGAGAGAUACCCUGGCAGGUAAGCCUGAUGACCACACAGAACACAAAGCAUUUCUGUGGAGGCUCCCUGAUCAGCGAGGUGUGGGUCAUCACCGCAGCCCACUGUCUGACCCAGGCAAAACAAGCUGUGGCAGACUUCUUCGUUAGAGCGGGUGAGCAUGACUUUAACCGUAAUGAGAACACUGAGCGAGACUACAUGGUGGCAGAAAAAUUCAUUCACCCCCAAUACAAUGAGAAGACGUCCCAGUAUAACCAUGACAUCGCCCUGCUGAAGCUCAGUAGCCCCGUGGAGCUGUCUAAGUACAUCCUGCCGAUCUGCCUGGGCCCUCGAAGCUUCACCGAGAACCUGCUGAGGGAGUCCAGCUACUCGCUGGUUAGCGGCUGGGGAAGGCUGAGAUACCAGGGCCCGGAUGUCAGCAAGCUGCAGAAGCUGGGUGUGCCCUACAUCGACCGCACCGAGUGUAAAGGCAGCAGCAGUGAACACAUCACACACUUUAUGUUCUGUGCGGGCUACCGUGACGCAUACAAGGACUCCUGUCAGGGAGACAGCGGAGGGCCCCACUCCUCCAACUACAAAGGCACUUGGUUCCUCACUGGCCUUGUUAGCUGGGGGGAGGAGUGCGCUAAGGAGGGGAAAUAUGGCGUCUACACUCGCAUCUCGCGCUACUUUCCGUGGAUCAGCCAGACCACAGGGAUUCAACUUAGUACCGCGCUGUGACGUACCUAGACAUGAGGCGUCUACACACGCUUACAACUUCGCCAUUAUACUAACAAAGCCUAGGCUUUAUGCAAAAUAUACAAACACAUUACAGUGUGAUAAUCAGCUGUCUGUUGAAGUUUAUGGCAAUUUGCUUAAACUGCUUAAGAAGGACUUUUUUGGGGGGGGGGUCACAGUGUACUUCUCACUCGGCCUAGCUUGAAAUCAGUGAGAUGUAUAGGUUGAACUGAACAAUAAAAUAGGACCUGGGAUCUGGAUUCAAAUGAUCUGCAUGUAACAUUGUUUUCAUUGUUUUAUGCAAUUGCUUUUAAAUGAUAUUUAGUUGCUAUUAGUAUUCCUCUCAUUAACCUCUUAACUUUUUGAGAGGCCCUGACUCAAAGCCUACUAGCAACAACCAAAUCUUUAAAAGAAGUCACAUCAGCCAAGUUGAUUCCAAUCAAAUAACUUUGUGCUUAUAUUUGGGAAAAUAAUCAUACACUAUGCAUAUAAUACAUAUACUCUUCCAGGAUAAAUCCAAACACCCAUGAAAGUGCAAAAUCAACAAAAGCAGCAAAACUGCAGUCUUGGAUCUCUUGAAGUUAUUUUCUCUCAAAGAGGUCCGCCUGCUUACAAAAGGCAAACCAAAAACUUCAGUUUCCCAGUGUGACAACAUGGCAAGCGCUGGGUGGAUUACUCCAAAAAUGUGAUUUGGGCUAAUUGCAUAUGAUCACAUAGGAACAAAUUAUCACUGAAUCAAUGGUGGAUUUUUUUUUUCAAAUUAAAUAACAUUGUAAUUGUAGUUGUUAAUGAUUGUAGAUUAGAAAUUCGAUGUCACUUAUCAGUGACACAUAUUUCUCUCCAGAAACUCCCAUUGUAGAUGAUUGGCUUUGUUCUCUGUGCCACUUCUUUAAAGCUAUUCUGAAGGAGCUCAGUUGUUGCCCUGAAGGCAAGGUAGGAAAGGGAUCAAAGGUGGCAUUUGCCUCCUAAGGGGAUUUUGGAUGUUUUGCUCUUUAACAUGUAAAAGGUCUAUUGUGUAGACAGUGCCAAUAAUGCGAUGUCCUCUUUCUAUGACUACAAAUGAAUUAAAGCUAAUUAAAGUACCCCUCCACUCAAAAA